Messenger RNA from Rhagoletis zephyria (snowberry fruit fly), 923 nucleotides. RefSeq lists its product as uncharacterized. The record is from RefSeq and is a predicted model, not a curated record. NCBI's taxonomy places the organism in Eukaryota, Metazoa, Arthropoda, Insecta, Diptera, Tephritidae.
UUGGGGAGCUGUGCAUAUGUUAUCUAUAGUGGUCCGAUUUUUUCGGUUCCGACAAAUUAUUAAACCAUUAUGAAAAUACAUCCGCUUACCUAAUUUCAGUCGGAUAUCUCGAAAACUGAGGGACUAGAUUGCGUUCAAACAGACAGACAGACAGGCGGACAUGGCAUGUCAUUUAAGCAUACAUUUUUAUGGUUCUAUCUCUUCUUCUUCGGUUACUCACAAACAUCGGACCAAAGUUGUAAAACCAUUUCAUGUUCAUGAAAGGUAUAAACAUAAUUUUAUUUUUUGAAACUGGCUAUUAGCAUUUAAAUAUCCCCCAAAGCUCUCUUAAUAGUCAAUCGCUUCCUAGUGUCUAUUCUAAAAGCAUGAAUGUGGUCCUGAAAUUUGUGCUGCUUUUUACAAUUUUCACACUACACCUAGAACAGAGGGAAUACUUCGCCGAAGCCUACAUAAAACUUACUAAUGCGAUAUGUAAAUCUUUCGAUGAAAAAUUUGCCAUCUUUAAAUCUUGUCGUUUAUACGUUUAUCGUCGACGUGAAAUUUCAUUUACGAUGCACGUAAGGCUCUUUCAAACACCAGUUCGUAACAUCAGUGUCAAUUUAAGCCUUUGGCGGAAAGCUAACACAUUUCAACCUUUUCUGUACAAUGUGACCGUUGAUUUCUGUAAGUUUUUGAAACGUAGGUACUCACCACCUUUAAGAAUUGUAUAUGAAGCAUUAUUUAAGACUUCGAAUAUAAAUCACACUUGCCCGUUCGAUCACGACAUAAUUUUAGAUCGUUUCGUUCCAAACGAUGGUAUGUUUAGGCUAUUACCUCUUCCUGGAGGACAAUACAUGUUCAAAUUUCUCACGGAUGUUAACAAUGAACGGAAAACUGACGUUCGCGUUGAAAUCUCUAUUGAUUUAGACUCCAAGUACAACUAA